Molecule: messenger RNA, 705 nt
Organism: Aethina tumida (small hive beetle)
Lineage: Eukaryota; Metazoa; Arthropoda; Insecta; Coleoptera; Nitidulidae
Exons: 3
Coding region: 10-630 (206 amino acids)
Molecular function (GO): structural constituent of cuticle
Source: RefSeq, a predicted model, not a curated record
UCCAUCAACAUGUUUGUAAAACUGGCAGUAUUAGCUUGCUCUGUGGCAGUAUCACUCGGGGCCUACAAUGGUCCAUUGGCUGGUGGCCUUCCGGCUUCUCAAUACCCAGCCGGAAUCGAUCCAGCUUCUUGUCCCAAUUUUCCUAACUGUGACAAUCCUCUGGUAGCCAUCAGCAACGAUCCACAAUCCAGAGCUCUAUUCCAAGCAGCACCUCAACAACAAUACCAACCUCAACUUCAGUACCAACCUCAAUACCAACCUCAAUACCAACAACCCGCCCAGCUUGCCCAAUACCAAGGUGCCGUAUCCAAGUACAACCCAGUGCUCGGAUCUCAGUACCAAGCCACCCCCACUCAACAGUAUAGUCCUGACGUACAGAAUGCUCUUAACGAAGGAAAAUAUAUUGGGGAUGGUGAUUACCAUGGUGAAGGACUUGCUGAAGCUCUUGCCCCAGGUUAUCAAGGACGCGCUGCUACUUACCAACCUCAACAACCGGCAUACCAACCACAAGGAUAUUCAGCACCACCCCAAUACAGUGGUGUCCCUGCUGUCCAGGGUCAACCACAACCAGCCCAAAUUCCAGCUGGUGUGGACGCCAAUGCUUGUCCAAACUACCCUUACUGCCACUAGUUUCAAUAUAUAAUAUGUUAGACUGCCAGCUGACAAAUGUGAUUGUUGAAUUAAUUUUAUUCUUGUAAAUAUAUU